GCCGAGUAUUUCUUAAAUCAACAGUAUCUUUCUUGGUGUCUUUAGGAACAUACCUACACCAUGAGUUUUACCGAUAAAGUGGCAAUAGUGACUGGUGCAAGCUCCGGGAUCGGGGCUGCCGCGGCCUUGGCACUGGCCAAAGAAGGAACUAAAGUAGCUCUAGUGGCCAGAAAUGAGGAAAGACUCCGCAAAGUUUCCAACCAAUGCGAAGAAUUCGGCUCCAAACCUUUAAUCAUCAUAGCGGACAUAAGUAAAGAUGAAGAAGCAAAAACCAUCGUUAAGAAGACAGUUGAUCACUUUGGCAAGAUAGACAUUCUAAUAAACAACGCUGGAAUAGUUGGCAUCUCAUCAAUGUUGGACGAAAACAUAAUCCAGUAUUACGAUAUGGUCAUGAACACUAAUGUUCGCGCAACGGUUCUUUUGACAAGUCUAGCUGCUCCUCAUUUGAUAGAGACGAAGGGUAAUAUUAUUAACAUCUCAAGUAUAGCCGGUUUGAAGGUUCCUGGGAAGAAUUAUAUGUGUUACGCGGUGUCUAAAGCAGCGCUGGAUCACUUCACCCGUGCGGUAGCUUUGGACUUUGCUCAAUACGGAGUGAGGGUUAACAGUGUGAAUCCAGGGCCGGUGAAAACUGACAUAGUAGCGAAUGCUGGAGCUCCCAAUCCUGAUGUGUUUUGGGAGAGGUUCAAGCAAGGAACAGCUUUGAAAAAUAUAUCGGAACCUGAAGAGACGGCGGAUCUAAUUCUGUUCUUGGCCAGUGACAAGGCAAGGAGCAUCACUGGUUCGUCGUUUGUGUCCGAUAAUGGUAUGCUUUUGAUGUAACUGUAUUUUACGGUACAGCAAACAAGAAAAUAGGUACAUAAAAAUCUGGAAUCCGUUCCAUUCCUUUUUUGGUUAACAGAUUGAACAGCGAAAACGCCAAAAGCAGAUCAUGUCGAUGAAGACGAAUUUACGAAUGAGCAGAAAUAAGAGAAAAACAAACUACUCAUAUUCAUGAUCAAAGAGUACUAACGAAAGUCACAAAGGAAUAAUGGGAUGAAUUUAAAUAAAAUCAUGACAAAAGACGAAAGAAACGGUCUAGACGAUACCUAAUUUACUCCAGAAACCGCACACGACCUAAGACACCAAGUAUUCAAUUACAAUACAAUUUAAUGUUGAUUUCUGAGGUGUUUCUUUUAUUAUCACUUUGUUGUACAGAUUCAGUUUAAAAAGUAUGUCCUAAAGACUAAAAUAUAAACAUUUAAACUUA
Leguminivora glycinivorella is the source of this 1246-nucleotide messenger RNA. RefSeq lists its product as uncharacterized. The transcript has a single exon. NCBI's taxonomy places the organism in Eukaryota, Metazoa, Arthropoda, Insecta, Lepidoptera, Tortricidae. Gene Ontology annotation, molecular function: oxidoreductase activity. Bases 61 to 819 code for a protein of 252 amino acids. The record is from RefSeq and is a predicted model, not a curated record.